This is a messenger RNA of Entelurus aequoreus (snake pipefish), 2058 nucleotides long. RefSeq names its product cbp/p300-interacting transactivator 3-like. The transcript has 2 exons. Gene Ontology annotation, cellular component: nucleus. Lineage: Eukaryota; Metazoa; Chordata; Actinopteri; Syngnathiformes; Syngnathidae. Gene Ontology annotation, biological process: regulation of DNA-templated transcription. Bases 305 to 1039 code for a protein of 244 amino acids. The record is from RefSeq and is a predicted model, not a curated record.
CCGCGCCAAGACCGCCUUCCUCGGAGCUUUUUUAGAUGUGCAUAAUCCCUGAGUUGACCCAGAAAAUCGUCAGUCGUUUCAAGAUCUGAUGCUGCAGUCUUUGUGCGCACCUCUCUCCCCACGAUGACGCGCGGCCCCGCGGACUACACGCACUGCUGAGCCUCCCCCCACCUGGACCCUCCACUCCCCCCUUUACCCCCACCCCCCCACCCCGCUCGACCCUCCGCGCCGCAGCGGACUUUAGCCACUGGACCGAGCACCGAAGAGGAGCAACUUUAACCGGCGGGGAGCCGAACACGGAGGCAUGGCAGACCACCUCAUGAUGCCCAUGAAUCACGGUUCGGCCGGCGCCAGUCUCCACGGUUACCGGAUGGGCAUGAACGGCCUGCAGGCGGGCCACCAGCCGCACGGCAACCAGCAGGCCAUGCGACCGCUGCCCGGCGGACAGAUGAUGCAUUACGGCGGCGCCCAGGCCAGCAUGGAGACGGCCAUGCGGCAGCGGCAAGGCAUGGUGCCCAUGAACGGACAGAUGAACGGCGGCCAAAUGGGCCACCACCACCACCAGAUGACCUCCGGGGGCAUGAUGUACAACGGGCAGCAGCAGCAGCAGCAUCAUAUGCACCAGACCCAGCAGCAGCAGCACCAGCACCAGCAGCAGCAGCACCAAGCCCAACAGAGCCAGUUCAUGAACGGAGGCUUGACGUCUCAGCAGCUCAUGGCCAGCAUGCAGCUGCAAAAACUCAACACCCAGUAUCACGGACACCCGCUGGGGCCCAUGGGCGGGAACCACAUGGGCCCGGCGAGCCAGUACCGCAUGAACCCGGCGCAGCUGGCCAACAUGCAGCACAUGGCGGGCCCGGCGCUGGCCCUGAACGGUAUGGACGCGGACAUGAUCGACGAGGAGGUGCUGACCUCGCUGGUCAUGGAGCUGGGCCUGGACCGGGUGCAGGAGCUGCCGGAACUCUUCCUGGGCCAGAACGAGUUUGACUUCAUCUCGGACUUUGUGAGCAAACAGCAGCCCAGCACUGUGAGCUGCUGAGAGGGAUCGGACUGGACCGGACUGGAGACCCCCACCCCCCCCCCUCCGCCCUUACCCCCAUGUCUUCAUGAAGAUGGACCAUAGAAGGAGGUGCGCUCGUCUCUUUUAGGACCGCCGGGCGCGCAGAAGGAGAACUCUGGCUUGUGGUCUGGUUGGGGUUGGGGUUGGGGACCUCCCACUUCCUGGACAUGAAUGUAAAAAAAAAAAAAAAAAAAAAGAAGUCACAAAGCCACUCGGAACAAUGACACUGUGUUUCCUCCCCGCCUGGACGUCCUCCAAGAAGGUGUAUUUAUUUAUAAUCCAACGCAGACAACUACUGGGGACAAGUGCUUUUUAAUCAUUUUAAUUAUGGAGACCAAUUUUAAGUUCCUUUUUCUUUGUUUUGUUUUUUUCGCAGGUCCAGAAAGGAGCCUUUUUUUUAAUGAUUUUUGUUUUUUAGAUGUGUUGUUCUCAAACAUGGACUGCUUGUACUGUAUGAAGCUGUAUAACUCCAACACUGUUGUGUUCUUCAUGGAGACGUAGAACCGCCUUAAUCACGCAGAUUCUUAUUUAUUAUCGCUUGUUUAUAUUGUCCCAAGGUUUUUUUGUUUUUGUUUUUUUGGGGGGGUGGGAUUUUUGAAGGUGGAAGGGAGGACGGACGGUCUUUGUCAAAGGUUUUGAGGAUCAAUAAAGAUGGCCUGGAUAGAAGAGUCAUGGCCUGCUUUUCUAUUUAUUGCACCCCCCCCACACACAUGUGUCACAUGACGGUGGUGGGGAGGGGGGGGGGGGGUUUAGGUAAGUGAUGUUAACCGGACUCUCAAAUCGUGCAAUUAUGGGUGGUGUACGAGGCGACUGGGGGGCGAUGCGUCCGCCCGAUGAUUAUGACCUCCUGAUGUUUCCAUUGUCCAUGUGCUACUUCCUGUUUACGCUUUCUCAUGUAUACUCCUCAAUGUUCUCAUUUGUCCUCAAAGGUUGACGAUUCGGCCGUCGAUGAUCGGAAAUUUUUACGAAUAAAAAAAAAAGUAAACCUGAAACAUACA